AUGAAAAUUGAGCUUCCUCUGCAGAUUAGAAAUUCCGUGUCAAGAAGACUCAAUUUUGUUGGUUCCUGCAAUGCGUUGCAAUGUUUUUCCGGACCUGAAAAUAGUUAUCUCUGGAAUCCUGCUGUCAAUAGGAGUAUAGUAAUCCCCAACUCAGGUGUUAGCUCCUCCGAGCAUUCAGUUUUUGGCUUUGGCUCUGUUCCUCGGAUUGAUGACUACAAGUUGGUGAGGGCAUGGUGCAAUUUGAAAGAAUUAGCUGGUCAGGACAAUGGUGCCAGAGUUCCUAUGCUUCAAGUCGAGAUGUAUAGUUUGAAUGGAGCUCUGGAGGCAACUCCAACUAUGAUGGAUGAAAAUAUGGGCAAGGAUAACUACAUCCUAGCAUUCAACAUGGAUACUGAAACAUGUAGGGAGAUUACGCCCCCAAAGUUUUGUGACAAGUGCGAUAAUGGUUUAUGGCACAGUUUUCUAGGGGUGUUUAAGGAAUCCCUCUCUUUGUUCUCGUCUUGUCACAAGAGGCCGCCCUAUGAUUGCUUUAGAUGGGAAAUUUGGGUCAUGAAUGAAAGGAGUAUGGUGUUGUGA
This is a messenger RNA of Rhododendron vialii, 576 nucleotides long. RefSeq lists its product as uncharacterized. The record is from RefSeq and is a predicted model, not a curated record. The coding region runs from base 1 to 576 and encodes 191 amino acids. Lineage: Eukaryota; Viridiplantae; Streptophyta; Magnoliopsida; Ericales; Ericaceae. The transcript has 2 exons.